AUUUCAAACAUUACAGCCCCCACUCUUCCUUCCAAAAGAAAAGGGGAAAAAUAAGAGGAAUGAAAAAAUGUUAGCAUGCAUGUUAAUGUUUCAAUCUUUCGUUGUACUAUAGGCAUUGUAGUUUGUUUCAAUAUGUUGAUCCAUUAGGCUUUCAUGACUUUAUUGUUAGGCUUCAACCUUCAAUUAUCAGGUUACAUGACCGCAAUUUAUACCAAGAAUGUGCAUAUAAUCAUUAAUUCCAAAAAAAAAAAAAAAUCAUUUUCAUUCUGUUUUGGUACACUGCACCAUGCGGGUUGUUCCAUGUACCAGAUUAAAUUUUGGAGUCUUCUUUAUGGCUUGUUCAACAACUUGGGGCUUGUUAUGGCUUUUCCCCCCCCUUCGACUAGAUGUUUAUUAUAUAGGUGUCCCAUGAGAGAUGGCAAACGUGGUGUUCAGGUAUGUUCAUGUCAGUUUACAAAUUAAUCUACUCCUUUUAGGAAAUCACUUUAACUGUAAGAUUUAGGUGGAGUAAACUAAUUGGGAAAUAUACCUAGAUAGAAUUUAAGUAACUUGAAAUCUUAAAACCAAGCAGGGAUUAGAUGCUGCUGUGAUUACUGCAUUUUCCCUAAUCUGUUGGUUUGGAGCCCAAAGUAUUUAAUCGUGCCAUUAGUCUUGGAAGCUGCUUGUAUUUAUGUUGUUAAGAGAUUGUUCAAAAGCUAUUGAUUGUAGGUAUAUUAUAACAGCUAUACGAGAUUCCUAAAAAUACAGCGUAGAUUACUGACUCCUGGAGUGCCCUUUCAUGGUUGGUAAUUACUAAGAUUAAGAAUACCAACAAGUUCCUGAUUAAUGGCCAAGAAUGGUGGCUUUCUCUGUGCUUGAGAGACGGACCAUAGUUUAUUAUUUCCACGUUAGUAAUAUAUUAUUAGUUAAUUUUUUCGGUUUGAAGGGACCUUAUUGCAGGAUGAAACACUUGCUUAAUCAUAAUGCAAGACACUGUUUAUUAAUUUGCUGAAGAUCCAAUGAAAGUUGAGCUGGUCAAACCGUCAUGGCCCACCACUUUAUGGAAGAUAGAGGUCCACAUCAUACAAGGUCUUAGUUUGCUUUGGGCAUAGUGUACAAGUUUCCAGGAUUAGUAAGUUUCUUCCAUUGUUGCUUGGAUUUCUAAACACUAGACAUCUAGUAGAUGCGAUAACCCACAUGGCUUCUACUCUUUUCCUUAAAGUUGUAUCUUGGUGGGUGUGAUUCUUGUGGACCCUUUUCACUUGCCCAUUACCUGCAUCUCGAGGAGUUUUCAAAUCUGAAAAAUAAAAUGGAAAACUUUUUAGGUAUUGCCGUGACGAGCCAAGUGACGAUGGAUGGGGGAUAUUAUUUUUCACCUACAUUGCUAGGAUCUUCUUCAUGGUUUCAUCAUAUAGUCUUGAACGAUGCAUUGGUUUAAGCUGUGUUACUUCUGUGGAACAUCUUUACACGUAUCUCAUUGAGUUCUUAAACAUCCUUAAUCCUCAAUUACAUAUGUUUCGUGGUGCACCUUGCUUGGAGGUGGCAUAUUUUAGCAUGCCACUUGUUUAUGCGGUCCAUUUAAAUGCUAUAGAUUUAGAAUAAUUAGCCAAACACGUUUGUAUGAAACCUUAAUUUAUUGUAUUCUACAAUGUGAGUGACGAAGCAGAACACUUAUCCAAGUAAAUUGUGCUUGUGACCAUUUAACUAUCUUGAUUUGGUGAAGAUACUGUCUAAAAUACUAUAAUCCAAUCAUGCUUAAGCGAUGUAGGGAGGAUCUUGAAAGCAGCAAUUGAAUUUUAAAAGGGUGGCACUUAGAACAAGAAAAAAGAUUAUACAGAAAUCUAAGGAGCGUUGUUCUGGCAUGUAUCUGGCCCAAUAAAUAGACCAAUUGGGUGUUUAGUACGAAUUUGUUCAGGGUAAAAGUCAACCCGACCCCUUUGGUACACGUGUUGGUCCGACAUAAGAUGAUGGGAAUUACAUUGUCGUGACACGUAGCCAACUGCCCUCGCCUAAACCCGUCUGCACUAUUUGGUGCCCUCCAUUUCCAAGUGGAUAUGGCUGGAUCCCACGUGAUUGGCCAGUCAUGUGAUUUCGUGGUGCCCAAUCUCACGGAUAAUAUUCUACCAACAUGGAGAGGAGAGAUUGCUUAAAGUUGAACGGGGCCUUCUUUUCGGCAUCCAAGUACCAUGCAUCUAAAAGACCAAAGUCCUUGGGUGUGUGUAGCUUGCUUCUUGUUCUCACUGGUGCUUUUGGAUUGGCGUUCAACGAGGUACUUCAAGGACAAAGUACAAGAUAUGAAUUUUUAGUUAGUAAUAAACUCGUUAUAUUAGCGGUAGUGUUGCUUUACAUGUUACAAAAAAUUGGGAUAUGUAUAUGGUUUCUAUUGCAAAUUGGUACCACACUUACGAGUAUAGCUCUUGAAAAGAUGGUAUUUUGCAUCACGAAAAUGCUAAAGACACAAUCCAUGUACUUAUAUUGGUACUCAUAAACAGUAAAAAUACUGUUCAUGAGUUCUACUAAUGAGUCUCGCAUCUCUAUCAUUAUCUUUUCCAAUAAUAUAAGCUAGACGUAGCAAAAUGUAUAAUAUUUUCAGGUAAUAGUUAAACCUUAUUGCUCAAUAUUCUUCUUACCAACUCAGGAAUCAAUAUUGACGGCCUGAAUUGACAUUUCAAUCCAAUAAUAAUCUUUCAAAUACCUAAGAUGGCACUGGUUAAGUGUUACCUUAACAAGGGGGACUUGUGGUUAAUUAAGUUUAAUGUUCCUCUUCCCUAAGAGAGUUCUGUCCACUUUGGCCUAUAUUUACAUGGUUUUUGAGGAUCUUACGUGAUUGGUCAUGAGUAAUAAAAUGAAUGCGAUGCAACAAUCUCUCGGGACGAGACCAUAUCUUAUCAAGAGGCCAAUACCAAACCGGCAUGUGUUUACGUAAGUUGUUAUCAAAUUUGCCAUUUUUUUCCAUUUUUUUUCCUUCAUGAAAUAACAUAUUAACAUAGGUUUUAGGAGAGAGUACAUGUGGUCUCUCUCUCUCUCUCUAGAAGUAAUAGUUACCCGUUCUUUUCCAACUUCAUUAGAGAGUGAUUAUUCUUUUUCUUGCUGACUCAUCCGAAGAAGAAAACCCUUUCUCUAUAUUUUCAAAUGUCAUCGUUCAUUUUUGGUCCAAAAUGAAAGAACUAAAAAGACAAAAUAUUUAUCAGAAUAUUAAUCAUUCAGAUCAUUGUGGCAAAGUUGAGAAAUAUUUACAUUAUAAGGCGGUUGCGUUUAGAUAAUAAGGUGAUUUCAGAUAUUUUGUGAAUAGUAAUAAAAAAGUAACGACAAAAUAUUGAAUAAUAGUAAAAAGUAGGUAAAAAUUAAUAAUAAAAUAAUAAAUAGUAAUUAAAUAUUCUCAAAAUAUUCUACUAUCCAAAGAUUCCAAACUAGUAUUUAAACUCCAUAAGCAAAAUUAAGUAAUUCAGAGAACUUAGGGAAUUGAAUUGAAGUCGCCUACAAGUGGGGACAGGUGAGAUUCAGUUGUCGGUCCGGUCAGUGACAGGCAUUUCCAUGCGAAACAUUGGCUUUUUCUGCUCAGCUAUUCCUCCUGUUAGCCCUACCCCGCAUACCCUUCCUUUUUCUCGACUUCCCUUAAUAUUUCUAAUUUACUUCUUUUUAUAAUUCUGGGUCUGGAGCUUAAUUUAUUAUGCUUAUGAGUUGUUGCUUAGUGAUAGUCUGCUCCUUGUUUUUUUUUUUUUUUUUUUUUUUUUUUUCCAAUUUUGUUGUAUUAAUGAGUAUAUAUAUAAAUAUUAAUAAAAGAGAAUUACAAAGGGCCGUUUCCUACAAGAAAAGCUAACCCCAUGCUGCCCAUUUCUCCAAUAAUAAACAAUCCAGGUCAUUUGUUUCAUAAGAGAGUUCAUCAAUCAUCAUGGGAUGAUUACACAAUUAGCUAGAAUCAUCUACUCAGGCUAGUCUGCAAUCCGUUAUUGGGGAACCUCUAGUUCAGUUUAAGUGACCAACCUUUGCUCAAUUGUUUUGCCUGUUUCUUUCUGAUGGAGCACCAACAUAUGCUGAAUUGUAGCCGCAGUUCUAGCAUCGUAUGACAAAGUGAAUAAUGGUACGACCAAGUUAAUGCUAUGAAAGAUCGAGUAAGUUUCAUGAAACUUCACGUAAAUAUAAUUAAUACAAAAAUGCUAUUCAAACUAGUGGUCAUUUAGGCACUUUUAUAUCAUCAUUUGCAUCCUUCGUGUCACCCUAAUUGCCUUUCGAUAAUAGAUGCAUUGAGAUUGGUUCCAACUUUCGUACUUGAAAAAUAUCUUAAGAUCUCUACUUCAUUAUCUACACAAAGGGCUCCUAUGUACAGAGAUGUUCCAGAGUCGACUCACUGUAUUCUCGUCCAUGCGUUUAUAUAUUUUAUAGCCGUGCACAUGGAUUAUAAAUUGGAAGAGAAUGUCUCUGCAUUAGCGGGGUUUUGGGGUUUUAUAUAAUUAGCUAUAAAAGUUGAGAGAUUAGAGAAGAGAGUUUGAAUACAGAGUCCUCAUAUAGGUGGGAGCUGGGAGUGGUUAAAGGCCGUCUUUGGGAACUUGAACCAAUAGAAAAAUCAUUCCCAGCUUGCCCAUAAAACUCAGCAAACCCCCAUCGUUUUAAAUGCACAAAGCUUAACUGUCAUUGGCUCUUAAGAUCCGCUUUGAACGCCUCAGUCUAGCUUCCGCAUACUUCAUUUCACCCGCCAACUCCUUCAACUUUCGAUAACUCUCAGAGAUUUCCAUUCCGUCGUGAAGAUGAAGCUUUUCAGUUGGAUGCAAAAUAAGCUUAACGGGAAACAAGUGAACAAAAAACCACAUACAGCUUCCACUACGAAUCAUGUGAAACAAGAGCCACGUGAAGAAUUCAACGACUGGCCCCAUGGCUUGCUAGCAAUUGGAACUUUUGGGAACAAUGAUCUGAAAGAAAAUCCAGAAAGCCAAAAUAGUCAAGAUGAUCCAUCUUCAUCUGAAGAAGUACUAGAUUUUACUCCAGAAGAAGUUGGAAAGUUACAAAAGGAGUUGACAAAGCUCUUGUCACGUAAACCAAACAAAGAGAAAGAAGUUGCAGAUCUUCCUUUGGACAGAUUCCUUAAUUGCCCAUCAAGCUUGGAGGUUGAUCGAAGAAUUAGUAAUGCUCUUUGCAGUGAAUCUGGUGAUAGAGAGGAAGAUAUCGACAGGACAAUUAGUGUCAUAAUUGGUAGAUGUAGAGAAAUUUGUGCAGAUAAUAAAAAGAAAGCAAUUGGGAAGAAAUCAAUUUCCUUCCUUCUCAAGAAGAUGUUUGUUUGUAGAAGCGGGUUUGCACCAGCACCCAGUUUAAGAGAUACACUUCAGGAGUCAAGAAUGGAGAAGCUUUUGAGAGUAAUGCUUCACAAGAAGAUCAACCCUCAAAAUACUUCUCGGGCAUCAUCAGUGAAGAGAUAUCUAGAGGACACACAGAUACCAAAGAAGAGAUAUGAUGAUGAAACGCAGGAGAAGACCAAUGAUGGAGGCAAAUGGGUCAAGACAGAUUCUGAAUAUAUCGUUCUAGAGAUAUGAAUCUACCUAACUCUGCAAUCAUUACAGUUACAAGAUUCAAAUGUUUAUGCUUUUGAGUUUUGAGGAACUCAGACAUCAGGAUUACCGACCAUCAAGAAAGUUUUAAUGGUGGCUCAUGAUCAGAAGACCACAAAAUGUAUUGAUACAGAUACUGUCUCUGUUUUCGAAGGUGCUCCCCCUUUUUUUCAUGGUUAUCUGUGGACACAGUACAACCCAUGUUAUCGUCAAAAAGGAUUUCUGUAGUCUGUACUAGCAAGUGGCAAGGCUAGACAUUAUCUACAUUUUUCAUCCGAUUCUAUACUCUUUUUUUCCCCUUCUCCCUGCAUAGUUCCUCCCUUUGUAAGAUAUUUGAUGGUGAAUAACAUUGGAUUGAGACCUUGAAUCAUGAAGA
This is a messenger RNA of Carya illinoinensis, 5895 nucleotides long. Its product is annotated as protein DEEPER ROOTING 1-like. NCBI's taxonomy places the organism in Eukaryota, Viridiplantae, Streptophyta, Magnoliopsida, Fagales, Juglandaceae. The transcript is spliced from 6 exons. Bases 4725 to 5504 code for a protein of 259 amino acids. Gene Ontology annotation, biological process: regulation of growth; gravitropism. The record is from RefSeq and is a predicted model, not a curated record.